GGAGACAAGUCACCAAAGAGGGAAAUCCGUAAUGCGCAUGCGUCAGCCAUGCAGAUCUGUUAUUGUCACGUGACAGCUGACGCAACGCCACAAACUUUUGCUUAACAUCACUGGUAACGCUGGCUAGUAGAAAAUAUAAAGAAACACAUUCUACUGACGUGUGGAGGAAAUGAAUACACACCUAUAUUGAUAUUAUAAUCAUUUGAAGCGGACUUGGUGUACAAGCUCGAAACCAUCCAAAAGCGCUAAUGGUAUACUAGCAUUAGCAUUAGCAUAAGCACCGCAGAAGGAGGAAAACGCGUGCGAGCUUCCGGACAGCGGACUGAACUCACAUUUCAUCUGCCCAGUCUUUCAGUUUUCAGUAUGCGGAACCGACAGCGGGGAUCCCAUCUGGGCUUGAUGCUCCUCGCCUCCCAGGUGUUUCAGAUGGGCCUGGACCACAUCCCCCCAGUCACUCUAGCUGUCCUGGGACUCAAUGUGUAUCUUUACCUGUUCCCCGCAGCUCCACUGAUGCAGGCCUGUGUGAGUGUCCAGCAGGCCUACUGGUUCAAAGACUGGCGCCGCCUUCUGCUCUCCCCGCUACACCACGUGGAUGAUUGGCACCUCUACUUCAACAUGCUGUCCUUCCUCUGGAAAGGCGCCGCGCUGGAGCGCCGGCUGGGCGGGCCCUGGUUCCUCUACCUGCUGUCAGUCUUCUCUCUGAUCACCGGACUGGUCUAUUUGGCGUUGGAGGCCUUGUUGACGGAGCUCACCCAGGACCAAUCCUACAGCAUGGCCUGUGCUGUCGGCUUCUCAGGUGUCCUGUUUGCUCUGAAGGUGCUAAAUAACCAUUACCAUCCUGGAGGUGUGACCUAUGUGAUGGGUUUCCCCGUGUCUAAUCGCUAUGUCAGCUGGGUAGAGCUUGUGCUGAUCCACAUAACAUCACCUGGGACCUCCUUUGUCGGUCACCUGGCGGGCAUCCUGGUGGGCCUGCUGUACACUGCUGGGCCGCUGAAGGCCGUCAUGAAGACAUGUGCAGGGUUUGUAACAUCAAAUGGAUAUAACUCCCGUGCCAACGCGUACUACCGCUCUUCAGGCACUACAGGCUACAGCGGCGCGGGUGGAGGAUACUCGGGAUACCGCCCGGCUCCACCAGAUCACACAACCCGUGCAGCAUCUUAUACAGGCGGACUGACGGAGGAGGAGCAGAUAGAGGCGGCCAUCAGAAACAGCCUGCAUGACAGAGGACAAGGCGGCCAGAGAGGUGCCCCCCCUCCUUAUGGUUUCCGCCCCUUUGAGGAGCCGACAGCUGAGGAGGUCAGGUUGAGGAGACUCAGGCGAUUCGACAGCUGAGCAGCCAGGGCAGCGGAGGAGAAGAAGGAGAAGAAGGUGUCGGUGCCAAGAGACGAGCUCUCUCCUGAGGCAUGACAAGGUCCAACCAACAGACUAAAACAGCUUUUUUAUUGUGUGGCCUCUUGUGCCUCUUUAGCAGAAGUGAAUGUUAGCUUUGGAACUUGAUUGUGAACUAAAUAGUUUAAUGGCGUCGGAGCAGGUUGGGUUUCGGCGUGUCCGAUGACGCAGAAGCGGCUUCCAAUUGGGGAAUUAAGAAGAAAGUUAAUGGGAUCAUCAGAUUGGCUGUUGUCACACCGCUUGAACUUGUAAGAUAGAUACAGGACAUAAUAUCACAUUUUCACGUUCACAAAUCCAUGUUCCUGCUGGUGUAGAAUCAAAAUCCUGUCUUUGAAUUAGUAAACAUGGACUUCAGAGAUGAAGCUAUGUUUCAAAUUGUUUUUUUCAGAACAGGUAAAGACCACUUUUUCAACAUCCAGACCCGCACCGCUAAGUCCAGUGGAAAAAUGACACGUGUGGACAUGUGGUAUACGUCCAGUGCCCUUUGGUCUCCACCUCUUGUUGUGUGGUCGUGAAAAAAAGCUGUGAAAACAGCCUGGAUUUUCUAAAUUGGGGCGCAAUUAUUCAUAGAUUGAUAUCAGCAAUACCUGAAUGCGUCUUCUUUUUUUCCCCUGAUAUUACCAAAACAUCAUAACUAAGGUUGAAUGCCGCCUUGGUGGAUCACAUCAGGUGUCAUGAAGCCCCUAAAGCCCUGAGGCAUCAUGGGAAGUAGGACGACUUAAGACCCAACAAGCCGUCAACCGGCGUGGGCUCCAAAAAGCCCGUCGUGGUUUUACGUCUUUCUGUCUGUUCGUGUGCGUGUGUGUCUGCUGUCGAAAGGCGAUUCUGCUUCAAGAUGUUCUGGCGACUUGAAUCCGUUUGGAUUCAUUGAAUUCACUUACACAGUGUUUCAAUUCUAAAUAGUUAUUUUUAUACCAUUGUUACGGUUUUGCUGGGCAGUUCAGAGGGUCAGUGUCAUGAAAUUGGGCUAAACAGCGAUUUGAAUGUUCAGAGCUUUACUCCUCGGACUAAUGACACAAUUUAAACGCCGCUCCAAAGAUAUACUGAGUAUUUACAUUUUCUCGUUCCGCUUUAUAAAAACUGGGGAUAUUGCGUGUUGAUCUAUUUUUUUACUUGUUGAUGAACGUCUGCAUGUCCACAUUAUAAUAAAAGAAGUUGGAACAAUACA
Messenger RNA from Gasterosteus aculeatus aculeatus (three-spined stickleback), 2557 nucleotides. It is a transcript of the gene rhbdd1, whose product is annotated as rhomboid domain containing 1. Gene Ontology annotation, molecular function: serine-type endopeptidase activity. Lineage: Eukaryota; Metazoa; Chordata; Actinopteri; Perciformes; Gasterosteidae. The record is from RefSeq and is a predicted model, not a curated record. Gene Ontology annotation, cellular component: membrane.